AUGGGAGCAGAAGUGCGGCGAUGUAAGGCGGGGUUAGUCGAAGGAUGGAGAAGAACGGCCGGGGCUCGGGGAAGUUGGACAAAGAGCGUUGAAAUACGUCUAAGCGCGAGAGGGUUGGGUGAAGAUCUAGGAGGAAAGCGUCAAGUUAUCCGAGGUUUGUCGACCGUCGGUCUGAUAGAGAGUAGAUGUUUGACGGCCGUGACACCUUCAAACCAGCCUAAAACUCGUCGUGGUAUGCCAAUGAAGUUUGGAGAUACGGUUGCUGAAUUUGACGCACAAUAUACGUGGGACGUAAUUGUCGGCUUAUCCCUGCGAAAGUGGCCAGAUUCCAACGUAGAUUCGGUCAUUAGAAUCCCAGAUGACAAGAAGAGUCCGAAGGUAGCUAUCCUGCCCAAUGAAUCGUCGAAACUAAAAAACCAUCGAGAGGCGUUUAAUCACGCCGUUAGCCCUAAUGUCUGGCGACGAACUGGUUCUUUGUCCUGCUCUCAGUGUCAAGGCCGUCAAAAUCGCUCAAAUUCGUGUGCUUUUGGAUGUUUGACCGUAGGUGAGAUACCUACUGGUGCGUGCUACGAGCGAGCGUUCCUUGGUUCUCUUUGUGAAGAGCUGGGUUCAAUUAAAGCGGUUGAAAAUCAGGCUAAGCUAGCUGCACAAGGUGGAUACAUUCUCGAACCUAAUGGUAUUGCUGGACAAUUAGCGAUCAUUAGAACACGAAUCUCGGAUCUAAUUGCAACACAAGCCCAAGAACUCGCUCCCGAUGACGCCUCUGUGUUAGAAACUCCUGGAAAACAAAUGAGGAAGUCAACUCGGGCUGGAGCUAGCCCCUUCUAG
Messenger RNA from Tremella mesenterica DSM 1558, 828 nucleotides. RefSeq lists its product as uncharacterized. The transcript is spliced from 6 exons. The record is from RefSeq and is a predicted model, not a curated record. Lineage: Eukaryota; Fungi; Basidiomycota; Tremellomycetes; Tremellales; Tremellaceae. Bases 1 to 828 code for a protein of 275 amino acids.